Molecule: messenger RNA, 6069 nt
Organism: Mugil cephalus (flathead mullet)
Lineage: Eukaryota; Metazoa; Chordata; Actinopteri; Mugiliformes; Mugilidae
Product: neuronal cell adhesion molecule-like
Exons: 33
Coding region: 365-4288 (1307 amino acids)
Biological process (GO): brain development; cell-cell adhesion
Molecular function (GO): cell-cell adhesion mediator activity
Source: RefSeq, a predicted model, not a curated record
CGUGUGCACGAGUCGGUGAGCUGGUGGGAGAGGAGGAGGAGAGGGACCAGUGAGGCAGCAGAGGAGGCAAGUGCGAGAGGCUCGGCGCUGAACGGGACUCAAAACGAGCAGGGCUCACGGCAUCGCUAGUGUCGCAGGAGACCGAGGAGGACGUAGGGUCCCCCCGUUACACACCCGCAGAGGGACGACAGGAGAUUGAAAAAGCAAAAUACAGAGGAAACGGCCAACAAGCAGCCCGGGAGGAGGAGCAGACAGGGGAUUUGUGUUUCUCUGUUGUGAAUGUGCACGUGUCCUUAGGCAGCCCGACGGAGCAGAGAGGCGGAACGUCGUCGUAUUCGGGGGCAGACCUUUGCAUCACGCGCUGAUGAUGGAGAGGAGGAGGAUGGAAGCGGCGCUGCUCGUGCUGUUCCUGGGACACCUCACCACUGCGCUGGAGGUCCCACUAGACCUUCUGCAAGAACUGCCGCAGCCGCCGACCAUAACUCACCAGUCCCCUAAGGAUUAUAUCAUCGACCCACGAGAGAACAUUAUAAUCCACUGUGAAGCGAAGGGGAAGCCACACCCCAGUUUCUCCUGGACGAGAGACGGGACCCACUUUGACAUCGACGAGGACCCCAACGUGAGCAUGAGGCUCCACUCCGGGACCCUGGUGGUGGAUAUCAGCCGAGAGAAGGUGGACCAUUACGAGGGGGUUUAUCAGUGCACAGCCAGGAACAAACAUGGAACGGCUAUCUCCAACGAUAUAGUCGUACGACAGUCCAGAUCUCCCUUGUGGUCGAAGGAGGAAAUCAAGCCAAUCGUGGUUCAGGAGGGCGUGUCCUUGGUGCUGCAGUGUCGACCCCCUGCUGGCCUCCCUCCUCCCAUCAUCUUCUGGAUGGACAAUAACUUUCAGAAGCUGCCUCAGAGCAAGAGGGUGUCCCAGUCCCUGAACGGUGAUCUAUACUUCUCUAACGUCCACCGUGAAGACUCCAGGAACGACUACAUCUGCUACGCCCGCUUCCCACACACGCAAACCAUCCAGCAGAAACAACCCAUCACCGUCAGGGUCCUCAACAUGGAUGCAAUCAAUGACACAGUGGCAGCUUUUUACAAUGACACUGAUUUAUUUAGUGAAGCCCCAACGGAAGAGAGGAAGCCAACCUUCCUCAUUCCAUCUGGCACCUCCAGCUCCAAGAUGGUGUUGAGAGGACGCGUACUGGAGAUGGAGUGCAUCGCCGAAGGACUGCCCACCCCUGAAAUCUCCUGGACCAAAAUGAGCGGGGACCUCCCGGCCAAGCGCACAUCCUUCCUGCACUACAACAAGACUCUACGCAUCCUGAACGUCUCAGAAUCGGACGCGGGAGAUUACCGCUGCACGGCCAGGAACCACCACGGCCGAGUGCACCACACCAUCCACGUCACGGUCAAAGCCGCCCCUUAUUGGAUCAGUGGCGCUCCCAAGAAUCUUGUUCUGGCUCCAGGAGAGGACGGUGCGCUGACCUGCAGGGCCAGUGGUACACCCAAACCCUCCAUCACCUGGUUUAUGAAUGGCAUCCCCAUAGAGAAUUCUCCAGUGGAUCCAAGCAGACAGGUUUAUGACGACUCCAUCAUCUUCUCCAAUAUACAGUCCGGCUCCAGCGCCGUGUACCAGUGUAAUGUCUCUAAUGACUAUGGCUACCUCUUGUCCAACGCCUUUGUCAACGUCCUCUCGGAGCCGCCCAGAGUGCUGACGCCAGCCAACAAAGUCUACCAGGUCAUCAGAAAUCACCAGGCCUUGAUGGACUGCUCUUCCUUUGGCUCACCCAUCCCGAAUGUUACGUGGUUUAAGGACACUCAGUCCAGUACCCUGGAUGGAGACCCUUACAUCCUGCACGACAACGGGACUUUAGAGAUUCGCAUUGCUCAACACCAAAAUACUGGCAAAUACACCUGUGUGGCCAGAAACAGCCUCGGUAUUUCUAAGAAUCACAUCGUUCUCGAGGUCAAAGAGCCCACCCGGAUCCUGAAGCAGCCAGAGUACAGGAGGGUCCAGAGGGGCACGUCUGUGGUAUUCGAGUGCACGGUGAAUCACGACCCCUCGCUCACCCCCACCAUGACCUGGCUCAAAGACGACGGGGAGCUGCCAGACGACGAGAGGUUCACUGUGGGCUCCGACAGCCUCACCAUCACUGAUGUGACUGAGAGUGAUGAGGGGGAGUACAAAUGCAUCAUGAACACCACUCUGGACCAUGAUUCAGCCAGCGCCACCCUCACUGUUGUCGCUGUUUUCCACGAGCGUCCUGAGCCCCCAACUGACCUAGAACUGACAGACCAGAAAAAGAGGAGUGUUCAGCUCACUUGGAUCCCUGGAGAUGAGCAUAACAGCCCUAUUCAGAAAUUUCUGAUCCAGUAUGAAGACUCGCUGCAUCAUCAAGGUCACUGGCAUAACCUUACAGAGGUGCCUGGAACCAAGACGACAGCUCACCUCAAACUGUCGCCCUACGCUCACUACACCUUCAGAGUCCUGGCUCUUAACGCUGUGGGGUUCAGUCGCCCCAGCUUAGCCUCCAGGAUGUACAAGACAGAGCCUGCAGCUCCAGACGAGAACCCGACGGGCGUGCAUGGGUUUGGAACACAGCACGACAAUCUCGUGAUCUCCUGGAAGCCUCUGUCUGGCCUCCAGUCCAACGGUCCGGGGCUGCGCUAUAAAGUGAUGUGGAGGCAGAAGGUGGUGGGCAGUAGUUGGAACGACGCAACAGUGGCCAACAUCUCCAAGUUUGUUGUGUCUGGAACGCCCACGUUUUCCCAAUACGAGCUAAAAGUUCAGGCUGUGAACGACUUUGGAGAGGGACCCGAGCCCGCUGUUGUCCACGGCUACUCGGGGGAGGACCUGCCAAUAGCGGCUCCGGAAAACGUGCAGGGCAUCGCGUUAAACAGCUCUCUGGCAGAGGUACACUGGGAUCCCGUGCCCCCUCAUUUAAUACGAGGACACCUCAAAGGAUAUAAGGUGUAUUACUGGAGGAACCACAACCUCCACAAGCACAACCCCGUCAUCCUGAGCUUCAGCGGGAACCACACCCACGGCAUGCUGCCUGGCCUGCACCCCUUCAGUCACUACUCGUUCCACGUCAGGGUCUGUAACGGCAAGGGAGAGGGUCCCGCGAGCAAAGACCAGCAGUUUAAGACGCCCGAGGGAGUCCCGGGGCUUCCUACAUCUCUGACGGUCACAGAUACUAACCUGGACUCCCUGACCCUUGAGUGGACUCCUCCUCAUGAGCACAAUGGACACAUCACUGGCUACACCCUCAAGUAUCAGCCAGUCAAUAACUCCUAUGAACUGGGCCCAGCGGAGGAGCUGGCCCUGGCUGCCAAUGAGACCUCAGUCACUUUGACCAACCUCAAGUACAGCACACGCUACAAGUUUUAUUUGAAUGCGAAAACACUCACUGGACCAGGCCCAGCCAUUUCUCAGGAAGCUGUCACCAUCAUGGAUGAAGCUCUAAUAUCACAGGCUGACGUAGAUGCGUAUCUAGGGAACACCCAAACCUCUCAUCCCAUUGCGCCGUCUCCUCCACGCCGUCCAUCCCACAAGGAGCCUGAGAGUCCUUUCGGAAACGUUAGUUACUCGGUCGAAGAAGACGGGGCCCUGAUCAGUUGGGAGUACGAGGGCCCGGAGAAAAACUUUUAUGUAGAAUACAUAGUGGAAAACAGUGAUGGUGAAGAGGAGUGGCAGAAAGAGCCCGUGAACGGCUCUCAGAACGUUAUGCUGAAAGGCUUAAAGGGGGGCCUGUCCUAUAAGGUGCGUUUGGUGGCCAAGGGGCACCGCGACCAGCCGCUCCACUGCUCCAAGGAGCUGGUGGUCAAGGUCCCAGCUGUGGCGAGCAGGCAGGUGGACAUCGCCACUCAGGGAUGGUUCAUUGGCCUCAUGUGUGCCAUUGCUCUGCUCAUCCUGAUCCUUCUCAUUAUUUGCUUCAUCCAGAGAAAUAAAGGAGGGAAAUACCCUGUCAAAGAGAAGGAGGAUGCACACACAGACCCAGAGUUCCAGCCCAUGAAAGACGAUGACUGUCCUUUUGGGGAAUACAGUGACAAUGAGGACCAUAAACCGUUAAAAGGGAGCCGCACGCCAUCUAAUGGGACAGUUAAGCGAGACGACAGUGACGACAGUUUAGUUGACUACGGGGAAGGAGGAGAUGGACAGUUCAACGAGGACGGCUCCUUUAUCGGCCAGUAUAGCGGAAAGAGUACCAGCAGGGACACUGCUGGGGGCCACGAGAGCUCGGAGGCCCCGUCCCCUAUAAAUGCAAUGAACUCCUUGAACUCUUUCGUGUAGCCAAGCGGUCGCGAGGCGCCGCACUGACUGCUCGAUCCCCACUUCCUCAGAGGGCUGUCGCAACACCGCAUGGCUUUAUGAUCACACAUCCAUCCCCAUAUCCGCACAUGAAAUGGAAACCGAUAGCUAAUUAUACCCUACGCAGCAUAUGGGAAGGAUGCAGCUCAACCAUAACUUUCAUCUAAAACCCUAUUAAUUAACUCUUAGAUUUGUUGCAUUCUUACCAGGAAUCUCAUAUGGACUAUGCAGUGCUUGUCUGAACUAUACUUGUUUAUGUUAAUGGUUAUUAUACUAUCUGCUUCGUUUAUGUUUAAAUAGUAUCCAACUAUUACUCCAUGUAUCUUUCCAACACAGAAGCUUGUACCGAAAUCUGUGAUAAAGUAAUACACUCAUGCAUUAAAUGAAUGUAUUAUAUUUCAUGAAGCAUUCAGGAUCAACAAAGCAAAUCAUGCACCGCAGCUAUUUAUAUAUAUACAGUAUGUAUGAGGCGAACGUUCAGGAAACCAGAAUUUGGGAAGGGUGCACGCAGCUUGCACUGACACACUCUCGUCCACUGCGGUAGACUCACCUGUGGAGGCGGAGGGGGGAAACGCUGCCAUGCAUGUCCCAUGACCUCACGAUCUUUGCCCUGCAUGUGACCUCCACUUAUAGAACUCGGUCUGAAGGUCAGUGUGGCGUGCCGAGGGUGUGGUAGCUUGGUUCAGUCCCCCUCUUCAGUAGGUAGUGCCUUUUCCUCAAAACAGUCGUGAAGUCUCUUUCCCGCGUUCAAUAAUUGCGGCAGUUGUAGAUUGCAUCCCAGGAUGGAUAAGUUUGAGAAGAGGACCCUGCCGACUGGUGAAUAAUUCAUAUAUUCUUGACAUGUUUUCUUUCUUUUCUUUUCUUUUUUUUUUAAAAAAAAAAGACAACUCCCGUUGCCUUGAGACACUGACUUUGAUUCCUUCAAGAAGUUAAACAUGGCCACAUUGAAUGAGAUUAAAACACUGUUAAAACUCACUUCUUCUGAUGCAUAAAAUCGGCAGCCGUUGUGUUCAGUACCUGACAGUAUUCCUGCAGUGUAUUAAUGUUUGGGUGAGUUUUUGUGAGUGUGCGUCUGGGUGUGCGUGUGCGUGUGUGGAGGCGGUACAUAAUGGAGUUCCUAUUAGAUAAAAGUUGUUCCCUUGUACUAACUACACUUGAGGGCCUUUGGAUGGGAUCAAGGUUUCUUUUCUCUUAACUUGCAUCAAGUUUUUUUUUUUUUUUUUAAAGACAUGUAGAAUAUUUGUUGAAUUUGUAAAUACCUUAAUCAAUUGUACAGGGACAAGCAGCUUAAGCGCCAAUAUUGUGCAUGAUAUGGCUUAACUUGUUGAUAGGACUGUAUUAAAUAGAGACUACUUGUAGAGAAAAUAUAUAUAUAAAUAUACACAUUCUUUUGUUUUUUUCUUGCCGUGCACAUUGUACAUUUUAUUGUGACUAACUGGACAGAAAACUGCAUUUAAAUUUGAUUGUUUGCAGAUUUGCUUGACGGCGAGUUAAAUAACUUCGGCAUUGUACAACAAUGAUAUUCCGAUGCAUAGAAUUCUAUUACUCUGGUUUGUAAUUGUUCUGCGCAGCCCCAGUGCACUGCCAUGUCGAUGCUCUUUUCUGACGGUAUUGCAAAUGGUUUUGUAUUUAAGAAUUUGUACUAACAGAUGCUUUCUUUGUCUCUAUUUAAGUUUUUUUUUCUUCCUUUUAGUGCAAGUAUGAUAUUCAAGCUAAAGGAAAUAUAAUGAAUGAAUAAAUAAAUAUCUGCUUUAAGUUUCCAG